CGAACGGACGUAGGGCGCGAGGUCACGUGACGCCACUGCCGGCGGGGCGGGACGGGGACAGGGCCCCGGGCUACUCGGCUUCCCCUCGGGUCACGCGGGGCCGGAAGCGGCGGCCGCUGCCGAGAAUCCGAGAUGGGGACCUCCCUGGACAUCAAGAUUAAAAGAGCGAAUAAGGUGUAUCACGCCGGGGAAAUGCUCUCCGGGGUGGUGGUCGUAACCAGUAAGGACGCAGUCCAGCACCAGGGCGUGACUUUGACCAUGGAGGGAGCCGUGAACCUCCAACUGAGCGCCAAGAGCGUGGGCGUCUUUGAAGCUUUCUACAACUCUGUGAAGCCCAUCCAGAUUCUCAACAGCACCAUCGAGAUGGUGAAGCCAGGGAAGUUUCCCAGCGGCAAGACAGAGAUUCCUUUUGAGUUCCCGCUGCACGUGAAGGGCGGCAAGGUGCUGUACGAGACGUACCACGGCGUGUUUGUCAACAUCCAGUACACGCUGCGCUGCGACAUGAGGCGGUCCCUGCUGGCCAAGGACCUGACAAAGACCUGUGAAUUCAUCGUCCACUCGGCCCCGCAGCAGGGGAAAGUGACUCCGAGUCCCGUGGACUUCACCAUCACCCCGGAGACCUUGCAGAACGUCAAAGAGAGGGCCUUGCUCCCCAAAUUCCUCAUCCGAGGACACCUCAACUCCACCAACUGCGCCAUCACCCAGCCGCUGACGGGGGAGCUGGUGGUGGAGCGCUCGGACGCCGCCGUCCGCAGCGUGGAGCUGCAGCUGGUCCGCGUGGAGACCUGCGGGUGCGCAGAAGGCUAUGCCCGCGACGCCACGGAGAUCCAGAAUAUUCAGAUCGCCGACGGGGAUGUGUGCCGGGGCCUCUCUGUGCCCAUCCACAUGGUCUUCCCCAGGCUCUUCACCUGCCCCACGCUGGAGACCACCAACUUCAAAGUGGAGUUCGAGGUCAACGUCGUCGUGCUGCUGCAGGCCGACCACCUGAUCACGGAGAACUUCCCGCUGAAGCUCUGCAGGGCCUAGGCCAGGCCGCGGGGGGGCAGGGGCGCGCCCAGGGCAGCCCCGCGGCCUCCCCACCCGCGUGCGUCCACACUGCCUCUCCGGAAGCGGGCCUGCUGUCUCGUGACGGUGCCUCCCGGCCUAGCCAGACCUUGCCUUUGGAACCGAACGGGACGUAUGCACGCUCUUGGCAAGACCCUGUCAGGGCGCGUUUCUUGUGGCUUCUGACCUCCUGUGCCUUGCUGGGCCUCCUCAAACUGUUGUCCCCGCAGCGUGGGCGUGGCUGUGAGGGGGGCUCGUGGGGACAGGACACCCUUUCCGACUUGCGCAUGGAUGGCCAGGGACAUUCCUCGCUUGGGAAGUCCGAGCAGCACCGCGAGCCGCCGAGGAGGCGCGCCAGGUGGCGUCCCCUUGGCUCCCACUCUGUCCCACGGUUCUUUUUAUAACAUUUUCCACGGCAUCUUCGGUCUCCGGGGACCCGCGACUGAGCCGGGCUUUCUGACCUGAAGCCUCCCUCGUGGCGGGUGCGGGUGCCAGUCCCUUUGUUCCUUCGAACCCUGCUGUGACCGCUGGCCCGCAGUGAAGGGCCUCACCGCUAACCAGGCUGCUGUGCACACGGGCCGGCCUGGCGGCCCCGGAACACGCGUGGUGCGGGGAGCGCGGAGGCCGGACAGACCCCGCCCGCACCGCCGCCUCACCAGCGACUGAUCCGACUGCUGGUGGUCAGAGCGCAAGCGCCUGGCUUACGACGUCCUGUUACGCCCACGGCUUUAGUAAGGACCCGUGACGACGGUGCGUGUAAGCGGCAGGAAGGUACACCUUCUGGGGGAUUUCAAGAAGAAAUCACUUAUACUGGAAUUAAACAUGCACCAAACGGA
This is a messenger RNA of Oryctolagus cuniculus (rabbit), 1880 nucleotides long. It is a transcript of the gene VPS26C, whose product is annotated as VPS26 endosomal protein sorting factor C. NCBI's taxonomy places the organism in Eukaryota, Metazoa, Chordata, Mammalia, Lagomorpha, Leporidae. The record is from RefSeq and is a predicted model, not a curated record. Gene Ontology annotation, biological process: intracellular protein transport.